UAUAAUUGGUAAUAUUUUUCCAUUAAAUAUUGCCUUCUAUAAAAUUAUAAAAUAUAGUUGUCACUGCUAUCGAAAAAGCUUGUGUAUAGAUUGCGUGGGUGGAUCUGCUAGAUCCUAUGCGUGUUUAAAAGGUGCAGAUGAAUGUUAUAGUAAUAAAAUCAGGAAAAGUAUAUAAAAAUAGUUGUAACGAUAAGAGCUUGUACGAGGUCAGAUAUUAUUUAUACCUUUUUACCUUUAUCAUAUUAUAUGUGCAAGAACGAUUAAAGUUAACCACAAAAUGAAAUGUUAUCAACUGGUUCUGAUCGUUUUGAACGUAUGCUUAGUGCACACAUUUAAUUUAGAACCAAGAAUACCUGUUAUCAAAAAAGGAUUAAAUGGAUCUUAUUUCGGUUACUCUGUAGCCGAACAUCAAGAAACUUCCGACGAUGGAACAAUAUCAAAAAGCUGGAUGUUAAUUGGAGCUCCUUUAGAUCAAAAUAGGCAACCAGAAACUAAUAGAUCCGGUGCAUUGUGGCAAUGUCCUUUAACAACAUAUAAAACAGAUUGCACUCAAGUGAUUACAGAUGGACGAUUAACAGAAGGGAGUCUGUAUGACACAAAUCUUGAAUCUGAUGAUCUAAUACCACCAGGUAAUGAUGAAAUUAAAGAUAAUCAAUGGUUAGGAGUAACAGUACGCAGUCAAGGUUCUGGUGGCAAAGUAAUGGUUUGUGCUCAUAGACAUAUUGUAAAAACAGCAGAUUCUCAAUGGGGUCAAGGGCAAUGUUAUAUAUUGACACAAGAUUUGAAAUAUCAAGAUUUAAAAAAACCUUGCUCUGGAAAACCUACCAACAAAGCACAUGAACAGUUUGGAUAUUGUCAAGCAGGAACCAGUGGUGUCCUUACUUCGGAAAAUCGUGUCGUUAUUGGUACUCCCGGCCCACAUACUUGGAGAGGGACUUUAUAUCUCUUUACCGUUUCAGAUGAAUUUUUAACUAGGGAUAAUACAGUUUAUAAUGCUCCAAUGCAAGAUUCUUCUCCUGUUAACAAAUAUAGUUAUUUAGGGAUGUCUGUUACUGUGGGUGAUUUCUUUGGUACUGGAUUAGCUUAUGCUGCUGGAGCUCCGCGUUCAAAUGGUACAGGUCAAGUUGUUCUACUUACGCGACGCGAUUUUAAGCCAGAUAUGGAUGUUGCUCUUAUUUUGGAUGGUGAACAAUUUGCUUCAAGUUUUGGAUACGAAAUUACUUCUGCAGAUGUUAAUGGAGACAAAGUUGAUGAUCUUAUUGUAGCUGCACCUUUUUAUUUCAAUAAGGCAGAAGGGGGUGCAGUAUAUGUGUAUACUGAAUUACAAAAAACUUACAAGAAACGUGAAAAAAGUAAACCUAUUAAACUUGUUGGGCGUGAAGAAUCAAGAUUUGGAUUUGCUCUGACAAAUCUGAAAGAUUUAAAUAAAGAUGGAUAUGACGACAUUGCUAUUGGAGCCCCAUAUGAAAAAAAAGGAACAGUAUACAUAUAUCUUGGUUCAAAGAAUGGAAUAAUCACAGUACCAUCACAGGUUAUACAUGCAGAAGAUAUGCCAGAACCAUUACAAACAUUUGGCUAUUCACUAAGUGGUGGAAUUGAUAUGGAUCAAAAUGGAUAUUUCGAUUUAUUAGUAGGAGCUUAUGAAAACGACGCUGUAGCACUUCUUCGUUCGAAAAAAAUCAUUGAUAUUACGACUUCUAUUCAUUAUUUAAAAAAAGAUGGUACAUUUCAAGAAAAAAUGGAGCCUAUAGAUCCUAAUAAAGUUGGGUGUCCAGAAGAUCCAGAUUCAAACCAUACCUGUUUCUCAUUUGAAGCUUGUUGUGAGACAAAAUCUUUAGUAAAAGAAGAAGAUAUGCAAAAUCUAAAAUUAAAUUAUUAUAUUGAAGCUGAAACUUAUACUGGAGUUAAAAAAUUUUCUAGAGUUUGGUUUGGAACUGGGUAUUCUCAUUUACAUUACGUUAAUCGUACCGUUCAUUUAGAUACAACAAAAUUGAAGCAUUGUCAAAAAGAAAUAGUUUAUUUGAAGGAAAAUACACGUGAUAUUCAAUCACCUAUUAAAUUCCGUUUAAAUUACUCAUUAAUACAAGAAGAACCAAUUAUGCCAGCUGAAGGAGAACCUUUACCUGAUAUAAAGAAUUAUCCUAUAUUAAACCAACAAGAAGCUGCUCGUGUAUUUGAAGCCACCUUUCAAAAAGAUUGUGGUAAUAAUGAUAUUUGUGAAAGUGAUCUGCAAGUAAAGGCUCGAUUAAAUCUAUCAGCUUCUUCGGUGAAACCAAAUUUCUACGAACUUCUCCUUGGUGAAAGAGACGAAGUUGUGGUUGAUGUGAACGUGUCUAAUAUUGGGGAAUCUGCAUAUGAAGCACAAUUAUUUAUUGUUCAUUCUCAAAGUUUAAAUUAUAUCGCUAGUAAAAGCAAUGAUUCUGCAAUCUGUAAUUUAUAUAAUGCGACUAUAGUAGGCUGUUCUAUUGGAAAUCCUUUUAAAAAAGACAAACUAGUAAAUAUACAAGUAAGAUUUGAUCCAAAAGAACUAGAAGAUAAUAAAUCACAAUUGGAAUUUAUAAUAUUUGCAAAUUCCACUUCAAAAGAAAUAAAAGAAAAAGAACCUAUAAGAUUACAAGCUACAGUAUUGAAACAAGCAGAAUUAUCAAUUAAAGGGAGUGCGAAAAUUCAGUGGGCCUUUUAUGGUGGUCCAGUUAUAGGUGAAUCUGCCAUAAAACAUUUAAAUGAAGUAGGACCGAAAGUAUCGCAUGUGUACGAAGUGUUCAACGAGGGUCCAUGGAGAGUAAGUAGUUUAGAAGUUCACAUUUCGUGGCCUUAUGAGGUUGCGAAUGACAAAGCCCAUGGUAAAUGGCUUUUGUAUUUAGAAGAGCUACCGACUGUACAAGCUUUAGGUGAUGGUGAAUGUAUAUUACCAUCAGGGCAAGUAGUUAAUCCACUAAAAUUGCAAGAUAGUAUAAGCUACGAUGAUAUUGAUGUAUUCCAAUCUGUAAUAUCUACUCCUCCUCCCUUGCCACACAAUCAUACUAACCACAUGAGGACUAGACGAGAUACAGAAAAAGUUGUUAAUACACGAACGAUCAUUGAUAAAGAUGGUCACAGACGUCAAGUAGUUUCAAUGAAUUGUAAGACUGGGACUGCAAAAUGCUUUGAUAUUACAUGCUUUAUAUACAAUUUGCAACGAAAACAGGAGGCAAUUAUUACUGUUAAAGCAAGAUUGUGGAAUUCUACUCUUGUAGAAGAUUAUCCAAAAGUAGACGAAGUAAAAAUUGGUUCUAAUGCAAAAAUUGUUAUACCACCAAAUGUUGUAAUACAACAAGAAAAUUUAAAAGAUGAUUAUGCAAUUGCUGAAAUAAUUGUAUAUCCGAAUCUUCUUGAUCACCAAGAUGGUGAACCAGUACCAAUAUGGAUAAUCAUAGUAGCGGUUGCAGCAGGUUUGUUAUUAUUUAUCUUAAUUACUUUGGUUCUCCGAAAACUCGGGUUCUUUAAAAGACGGCGGCCAGAUCCUACUUUGUCAGGAAAUCUCGAGAAACAUAGAGAAGAUAAUCCAGAAAGUGAGGCAUUAUUUAAGCGCUAAACAUUUAUAACAGAAACAUUACAGAUUAUUGAUUGAUAUAUACUAUCUUAUAUACUUACAUAUAAAGUACUUACAAUGAAAAUUACAGCAAAAAUUAAUUCUUUAAAAAAGAAGGAGAAGAAAAAGUAGAUUAAUGCAAAACAUUUGGUAUCCAUAUUGUGAUAUAUUGACGUAUUUAUUCAUAUAAUUUUUUUAGAAAAGCACAAAAAUUUAUAAUGUUUUAUAUGUACUUACUAUCUAUUUAAUAACUACAUCAGUAGUUAUAUUUUUCAAUAAUAUUUAGGCCAUUGACUUUUUAUAAAUCUUUUUUUAACUAUAUACUAUUAUCAAAAAUCUUUAUGAAAUUAUUCAAAAUAUUAAAAUCGUAAGAACAUUAAAAAAUAUAAAGGUUACUUUGCGACAAUAAUGUUAUUUAAUUUGCACAUUUAUACAAGCGCACAAUUGAAGUAUA
This is a messenger RNA of Bombus impatiens (common eastern bumble bee), 4025 nucleotides long. It is a transcript of the gene mew, whose product is annotated as integrin alpha-PS1. Bases 278 to 3574 code for a protein of 1098 amino acids. Gene Ontology annotation, molecular function: integrin binding. NCBI's taxonomy places the organism in Eukaryota, Metazoa, Arthropoda, Insecta, Hymenoptera, Apidae. The record is from RefSeq and is a predicted model, not a curated record. The transcript has 18 exons. Gene Ontology annotation, cellular component: external side of plasma membrane; integrin complex. Gene Ontology annotation, biological process: cell-cell adhesion; integrin-mediated signaling pathway; cell adhesion mediated by integrin.